Messenger RNA from Raphanus sativus (radish), 1172 nucleotides. RefSeq names its product protein PHR1-LIKE 2-like. Bases 149 to 1033 code for a protein of 294 amino acids. The transcript is spliced from 6 exons. NCBI's taxonomy places the organism in Eukaryota, Viridiplantae, Streptophyta, Magnoliopsida, Brassicales, Brassicaceae. Gene Ontology annotation, molecular function: DNA-binding transcription factor activity; DNA binding. The record is from RefSeq and is a predicted model, not a curated record.
CGUCUCGUCGCUGUCUUAAGACACCCGGAGGCUGACCCGGGUUUGACCCGGAUCCGAUUCCUCAACAACCACCCAACUUUUUUCUCUUUCCCCUAAAAAAAACUUUCCUUCACUUUCCCGGGGGAAAAUAGGCGGCGCAAUUGGAAAAAUGUACUCGGCGAUUCUCGACGGCGGUGCGUACCAUGGACCUCUCGACGGAACUAAUCUCCCCGGAGACGCCUGUUUGGUGUUGACCACCGAUCCCAAACCCCGUCUCCGGUGGACGGCGGAGCUCCACGAGAAGUUCGUUGAAGCCGUCGCGGAACUCGGUGGUCCCGAAAAAGCGACGCCCAAAACUCUAAUGAGGGCAAUGGGAGUGAAAGGUCUCACACUCUACCACCUCAAAUCUCAUCUUCAGAAAUUUCGCCAAGGGAGGCAAGCUUGCAAAGAAUCAACUGAUAACUCCAACAAGGAUGCUUCUUGUGUUGGGGAGAGUCAGGACACAGGUUCAUCUUCACCCUCAUCAUUGAAACUGGCUGCUCAGGAACAGAACGAGAGUUACCAAGUCACUGAAGCUCUACGCGCUCAGAUGGAAGUCCAAAGAAGACUACACGAGCAGUUGGAGCAUGGGCAGGUGCAACGGAGACUCCAGGUAAGGAUAGAGGCACAAGGGAAGUACCUGCAGUCGAUUCUUGAGAAAGCUUGCAAGGCCUUUGAGGAGCAAGCUGCUAUGUAUACUGGGCUUGAGACAGCUAGGGAAGAGCUAUCGGAGCUAGCCAUAAAAGUCUCAAACAGCUCUCAAGGAGCAACAGUCCCCCCGUACUUUGAUUCAACAAAGAUGAUGAUGAUGAUGAUGCCAUCUUUGUCCGAGCUUGAAGUAGUAGGAAUAGACCACAAAAGCAACAUCACGACCAACUGUUCUGUUGAAAGCUCUCUGACUUCGAACACGAAUGGGAGCUCGGUGUCUGCUGCUGCAUCGAUGAAGAAGAGGCAUCGUGGAGACAAUGUCGCGUAUGAAGGGAGCUGGACUGUGCCUAGUAGUACCAUUGGAUAAAGUCUAGGUUACGAAGAAAUCAAUUUGAGAUAAGAUUCAACAACUCUUGUUUACUUGCUUUGGGAAGAUUGUAUUAUUCGAUGCAGAAUCUGUCGUUGUAUAUAUUUGAUGUUGAAGCUUUAAUUAGUGUUUCCUCUAA